Molecule: messenger RNA, 2549 nt
Organism: Sycon ciliatum
Lineage: Eukaryota; Metazoa; Porifera; Calcarea; Leucosolenida; Sycettidae
Product: adenylate kinase 8-like
Exons: 17
Coding region: 183-1652 (489 amino acids)
Biological process (GO): nucleobase-containing compound metabolic process
Cellular component (GO): cytoplasm
Molecular function (GO): nucleoside diphosphate kinase activity; ATP binding; AMP kinase activity
Source: RefSeq, a predicted model, not a curated record
UCGAUAGCGAAAGGAAAUUUGUUUACGUGUUCCCCAAUAAUUGAAUGAAGUGAACUUUCUUUGUACCGUGCUGAACGGUGGUCACCCUGGCCUGCCCUUCCUCAAACUGUCCCUCUACGCUCUCGACCAUCUAACGUUAGCUGUGUGCGUAUGUGUAUUGACGUUCGUCAUCCACACCCAUCAUGGACGCUACGCAAAAGAUUGAGAUGUCUCAAGACUUCUCCACAUACGUCGAGAAGCACGAGAUCUACCCAUUAUUUCAGUCUUUGAUGAAGGAUGUGCUUGUAAACAUGCCGGAAGACCCUCUGCAGUUUCUUAUUGAAAAGUUGGAGCUACCGGCCGACAUAGCAAACCUUCCGAAAGUGAUUGUGACUGGGCCGCCGUGCAGUGGAAAAUACACACUGUGCAAUGCCGUGGCUGAGAAGUUACACUGCGUGCACAUUGUUGCAAAGUGGUUACCAGAUGCAGACAAGACCGGACUUGGAGCAGAGGCAAAGAAACUUGAGAAGACAGGCAAGAGUAUUCCACCUCAACUAUGGGCUGAUAUGUUCCAAGCACGGAUAAAUCAGGAGGAUUGCCAGCGCAAGGGCUGGAUUAUCAGUGGCUUUCCACAAACAAGAUCGGAGGCAGCAGCUCUUCAACGCACGGGUGUGAUUCCAACACAUUAUUUCUCUCUCACGAUGGAUGCCAAGCUGCUGGAAGAGCGACUUGGCGGCAGGCUGAUAGAUCCCCGCACAGGUGAUGUUUAUCACUCAGUGCUCAUGAUGCCGAAGGAUGCAGUGGUGGCUAAGCGACUGGUGCAGGAAUCCGGCUAUACGCUAGAUAACCUCCAUCAGCGUCUCGGUCACUAUAAAACGCACUCACCAGCUGUGGACAGGUCUUACCAGCAGUGUGCCUACGAAGUGUCUGCUGAUCAACCGCACACUGAUGUCAGGGCUGAGGUACUGACGAUUCUGGGCAAGCGGCUGAGAAACGAUGCACCCAGGACGCCGCACUUGGUCAUAUUCGGCCCGUACGGUGCUGGCAAGAGUACACAGGCUGCCUUGCUGGCAGAUAAGUACCUGAUGGUGAACGUGUCUUGUGACCAGCUUAUCAAGCAGGAGGUUACCGGUGGGACACAGACUGGUCGUGCCAUGCAGACCUAUGUUGACAAGGGCAUUAGCAUUCCAGAUGAACUGGUGCUCAACAUCCUGAAACGGCGUCUCAGCCAGAAAGAUUGCCAGGGAAGGGGUUGGGUUCUACACGGCUUCCCGAAAACAGGCAGCCAAGCUCACGCAAUGGAACGUGCUGGCUUUGUCCCGGACAGAGUGGUAUACCUGAACAUACCGGAAGGGAAGGUCAUCGAGAGGCUAUCAAACCGCAGAGUGGACCCCGUCACAGGAGAACGCUAUCACCUGAUCACCAAAGUACCCGAAGCAGACAUCACGGCCCGCUUGGUGACACAUCCUGAUGAUGAGGCGGAUGCAAUCCGAAAGAAGCUACAAUUGGAGGCGGCGAAGAUUGAAGACCUGAAGGAUUACUACUUGGAGAAGGCAGUUGAAGUGGAAGGUAGCUACUCGGCACAGACUGUCAUGGAAGGCAUUGAAGAAGUACUCGUCUAUCCCAUGCAAAAAGAGGAGAUUGUCAUUACCGACUUGACCGAUGAUGAGUAAAGUUAGACGGUGACUACUGAAACGUCUGCCAUACAGUGGGAUGAUUGCAUCAGUGUCAGUCGACGAUAAAUGCACCAUGUUGGUUCUCUCAGUCCAUGCAAUGCUGUGCUUGAUGUUCUGCCAGUAGUGAUCCAGUGCAGUCCAAAGACAAUUUAAGUUGAAGCCAUGGUAUUCACCAGCUACUGCACUGGCAUGCCUAUCCCACUGAGAUACACUCAUCCUAAUCCCAGGCUAUCAUGCCUACGCGAUGAUAGCCGUGUGCAUGUGUAGCGACUUACAUGUACAUGUGCACUAUAUGGUAUGGUAUGGUAUGGUACCUUGAGCCCAACCAUUCAGAGGCUCUAGAUCUUCUAUCCUGUGUUUGAAAACUGCACAAUCAUGUGUCUGUACUCCACUGGAUGACUCAGUAUUGAAUUAGCUAAAUGUCUAUUAAAAUAGUAGGUGUGCAAGUAGCAGUACAAUAUCUCCUUUACAACUCUUUACAUGACAUUACAUGUAUGUGCAUGUAACUUACAUACCAGUGGCAAUUUGCAGCAUCACAGUUUACAUACAGCUCACCGCCACAUGACAUUGUACCAUGAUAUACAAUGACACUGCACGUCAUGCACUAGGAAAUCACUGGAUGGGCGCAUAGUUGGUUGAAUCACUUGAAGUACCCCGGCCCUACACUACCAUUGUUAUGUUUAGUUUAAAAUAGUAACUGUUGGUAUUCUUCUUUUCUAGCACCAGUACCAAACAUGGCUUGGUCAUUGUCUUGUGCAGCCAGUCCCGCUCCUCUCUGGGGUGACUUGGGCAGUGCAUGAUCACAUGAUUCAGGCUCAGGUCCAUGCCGGGUAUGUUUUCUAUCCGUGCACAACACGAGCAUUGAUUCAAUUGCUGAGUUGCAGCAUUGCAGCA